CGCACGCUCUCUCCCUCAGGCUUGUGCAACCAGCAGAAGGAUCAAACGAGGAGAGGCGGCAGGGGAAUCAUAGGCCCAGUGUGGGCGGAGGCAGGGAGAGAAGGAACGAGAAACUACAAGCAGAGGCGGCUGCUGGACCGAUAGGCCCGCCGGAAAUAGGAGGCGGAAAGGAAGGAUGGCACCUAAGUUUGCCGAAGACACAGUCACGCUCUGGAGGGUACGGCGGACCAUCCUCCAGAUGCUGCGGGAUCGCCACUAUAACGUAGACGACUCGGAGUUGAAGAUGAACCUCAACGAAUUCGCAGACAGGUUCGGCCAGAGCGUCAACAGGGACGACCUCAUCAUUAAAGCCCCCAAAACCGACGACCGAAAUGACCAUAUAUUCGUGUUUUUCAUUGGCGAGGCUAAGGUUGGGGUGAAGAUCAUGAGGGCGUAUGCUGAGCGGAUGAGAUCGGAGAACGUGCUUCGGGGCAUUCUCGUGGUGAGGGAGCAGCUGACCCCUUCCUCCAAGCAGUGGAUCCAUGACUUCAACGUCAAGUUCCAUAUGGAGGUCUUUCGAGAGGAGGAACUGCUUGUCAAUGUCACUGAGCAUGACCUUGUCCCUGAGCAUGAAGUGCUUACUAGUGAAGAAAAGAAAAAAUUGCUUGAGCAUUAUAAAGUGAAAGAGACACAGCUUCCUCGCAUGCUAAUCACCGAUCCUGUUGCCCGAUACUUUGGCAUGAAGCGUGGACAAGUGGCCAAGAUAAUUCGCAAGAGUGAAACUGCAGGGAAGUAUGUCACAUAUCGCUGUGUUGUCUGAGAACUAAAAUGCACAAUUCUCCCACUAAGUAAACCAUUCGUUCAUUUUGUGGACAUGAUAUAGAGUGGUUCUAAUUGAGAGGUAUGAAACACCAAAUUUGAGUGUAAUUACUAGGUAAUCUUAGAUUUUCCCAUUUGGGAAUGUGCAGAUUUGUUGUGCUUCAAGAUUUAAUUAGGAUGUAUGAGAAACUGCUCCCUCGGGCUGCAACCACAGCUAACAAUUUUGUGUUGGCAGAUACCUUUAGGCAAUCUUUCCUGGAAGAUAUCAGGAUAGAGUCAGCAAUUGAAAGGGAGCUAAUUUUUGGCAA
Nymphaea colorata (pocket water lily) is the source of this 1106-nucleotide messenger RNA. RefSeq names its product DNA-directed RNA polymerases II and IV subunit 5A-like. Gene Ontology annotation, molecular function: DNA binding; DNA-directed RNA polymerase activity. NCBI's taxonomy places the organism in Eukaryota, Viridiplantae, Streptophyta, Magnoliopsida, Nymphaeales, Nymphaeaceae. Gene Ontology annotation, cellular component: RNA polymerase I complex; RNA polymerase III complex; RNA polymerase II, core complex. The transcript has 4 exons. Gene Ontology annotation, biological process: DNA-templated transcription. The record is from RefSeq and is a predicted model, not a curated record. The coding region runs from base 176 to 799 and encodes 207 amino acids.